GAAGCCCCCCCCCCCCCGUGUUUUAUUCUCGGUCUCUUGGCUUCUUGGGGGAAUCUUGGGGUCAGGGAACAGGCUUGGGCAGUCCUGGAAGGCUUGUCGAGUCUUGUCCUUCCGUGCUUUGCUUGUUGUCCCACUCCACUCCCCUUUGCCUGUCGUGUCAAUCGUCACCAGACAUGCCAAUGCCCAUGCCCCCCGUCAAUCGUCCAAUCUCUGGAUGCGUAUCCAUAGGGUGUAUCCGUACCUGAUUUGGAGCAUCCCUACAACGGGAUGCUUUGCUUCUUGCCUGUGACAUCAGGUAUAGUGGGUUCUUGGCGGCUUGUUUCUCCAGGGAAGGACAGUCUUGGGGUGGGUCUUUCUCUUUCUUGUCCCGUCCGGUCAAAACCCUCGCCCCAAAAAUACUUGGCUUGUUCGCUCGGUCGGAAACAGCUCUCCCCCCAUCUGAGACGGUCGCGGGCCUCCCCUUCAGACGGCUCACAGAACGCGGAUACAGUUGCAGCAUCUGCCGGACUGAUGCGGAGCGUUGCACCAUGCUACGAACACGGCAACAAUCAAUCCAUCGCGUGGCUACCGUCUAAUAGCGACAAUCGCCCGCAGUCCCUCGCGGUCGACGCAGAAUGGCAAGGCACGAGACCCAUCAGGAGACCGAGGGAGAACGAGGUGAAAACUGGAGAUUUGCCAAGACUCUCCAAGACAGCCAAAAGUCUUGGCAUCGUAUGCGCCCGGAUGUUGCGGUGCUGGCACGGUACCUAGGAAGGCAGUGUGCGCUGAUAACGUUUGGUCGUCCUUGGAGACUGUCCGGUGUCUUCUCGUCCCACAGUGUCAAUGAGCUGGCUUUCCUCCCGCUGCUGCCCCGUACUUGUCCCUCCCCACCAUCCGC
Molecule: messenger RNA, 877 nt
Organism: Colletotrichum navitas
Lineage: Eukaryota; Fungi; Ascomycota; Sordariomycetes; Glomerellales; Glomerellaceae
Exons: 3
Coding region: 268-750 (160 amino acids)
Source: RefSeq, a predicted model, not a curated record